Messenger RNA from Uloborus diversus, 3775 nucleotides. RefSeq names its product peroxisomal ATPase PEX1-like. Bases 108 to 3698 code for a protein of 1196 amino acids. Gene Ontology annotation, molecular function: ATP binding; ATP hydrolysis activity. Gene Ontology annotation, cellular component: peroxisome; peroxisomal membrane; cytosol. Lineage: Eukaryota; Metazoa; Arthropoda; Arachnida; Araneae; Uloboridae. Gene Ontology annotation, biological process: protein import into peroxisome matrix. The record is from RefSeq and is a predicted model, not a curated record. The transcript is spliced from 22 exons.
GCAAAUGUUUAUAAACACUGAAAUGUUGGAGUUUGUAUGACUUUUAUUGUUACUAUAAAUGAUUACUACGUUUGUUUGCAGAAUUCAAUAAAACAAAAUAAUAUUUAAUGGAUUCUUGGAACUUUUCUUAUGCUGCAUCUGUUCAUUACUCUUCCAACAAAGCAUGCUUUUUAUAUGUACCAGAUAAGUGGCUGAAACGAGAAGUACCAUUAGAAGUGCUGGUAUUCAAAGUAACUUAUAGAAAUAACAAAACUGCUUUUCUAUCAUGUCAGAAGCUCAGAUGUCUUGAUGGAAAUGAAGAAUGCGAAGUUCAAAUCAAUGCUAAAUAUGCUGAAAAGUUGGGAAUCAAAGAGAAAGAAAAGGUGUUCCUUCAAUUAUAUGCCAGUUUCUUGCCCAAAGCUCAAAAAAUAGUUCUUGAACCUGUGACUGAAGAUGAUUGGGAAAUGCUAGAACUGAAUGCAAGUUUAAUUGAGAGUGACUUAAUGAACCAAAUUCGUAUUGUUUGGAAGGAUCAAGUAUUCCCAAUUUGGGCCAAUCAGUGCUCGUUUUUUGUUAAGAUAAAUAAAACUUUUCCCGAUCAUGUUCCAGUGCUUUUAGGAGAAUUUACAGAAAUUCACAUUGUGCCCAAGGUUCGGGCACAGAAUAAUGCUUACAACUCCAGACUGGACAAAGUCCCCAAAUCAGUUCAUUCUCAGUUUCAAUUUCUACGCUUUCCGAGUGGCUCGAAGCCUGAAAAGGAAUUAUCACCCGAAAAAGAAGAUGAUGAUGACUACUUUGACAGUGAGAAUAGAAGUGCUACACUUCGUGCACUUUCUCUUAUUUCAUCAUGGUUUUCCACAGCUUCUGAAGAAAAGUUCUUGACUCGAGAAGGAACAAAUGAUACGGAAGAGUUCGUACCAAUAGAUUUUGAUGCAGUUCUGAGAGUUGUUCCUUAUUCUAACCCUAGUGGCAGAACUUUACCCUUAGUAGUGCAGGCAACAACAGUGUUUAUUAGUGUAGAUACUUAUGUACUUUUGUAUGGUGCCAAAGACAUUCCACCCUGCUUUGUUGCUGUGCUGGAAAAAGUUCCAUUGCCUGGAGAUAGGAAGCUUCGAAAGACACAUGGAAAUUCUCAAAGAAUUGGUAAGGAUCAAAAGGAAGAUAUUUCUAAAGAUCCGAGUAGGACAAAGAACGAAACGGACAAAGUACAUGAACUAUUUGAUUCUGUUGUUGUUUCUGUUAUGGUGGUGCGUUCCCCAGAAGAGGAUGAAUUUAAUCUGCCAUUGCCUUUGUUUUACUCGAAAAAUUUGAUUGUAGUUCCUAAAGAAUUGAAGAGAUGCCUUAAUCUGGAAGUUGCUUCCCUUGUUCACCUGAAAAGUGUCCAAUUCAAACCAAUUUAUUUGAAUAUGAUUUCAUUGCAUCCUGUUUCUGCACUACCUCCAUCAGUAACAGAAGAAGUUAUGAGUGAACGAUUUUCAAGCUGGGCCUACAGCAAUAAUCUGGAGCAAUCUACUUUCACUAUAUCAAGUGGAACACUUGCUAGUCUUCACAUUCAUGGUAAAACCUAUGAUUUCUUUAUUAGUAUUCAAAAGGCUAUGUCUACCAGUCCCAAUACUUUACACAACCAUUCUGAGCUCAAAAAAGCAUCAAAACUGAAAACCGUGCCUGAAUAUUCAUUCUUAACUAGACAAGUUCUCAAAAGAAUGGUAGUGAAAAUUGGUGAUCUGAUGGAUCCCUCCAUUUUUGUAGAUCGCCCUUGCCUGCAGAAAACUAGGGGCUUGUAUCAAGAAAUUUUAGCCCUGAGAUUGGAAGCUCUUGGGGGAGUUUCUGAGCUUGCUGCCAAAAUAAUGGAGAAUAUUGAUUUUUGGCUAAAGUUGCGGCCCAUUGCCUACAUAUCUAAUCACUCCUUCACAUUCUGUGGCUGUAUUCUAGUGUGUGGACCUAAAGGAGUAGGAAAAAGUGCCUUAACGAAUGCAAUUUGCAAGAAAUUGAUGAAAUAUCCUUAUCAUGUCUUUGUUCAAACAAUUCACUGCUUGCCUUUGAAAGGGAAACGUGUUGACAGUAUUGCUAAGAAAUGGGAUGACAUUGUGUCACAAGCAAUUCACUCUCAGCCCUCUGUGAUCCUCUUUGAAGAUUUGGAUUACAUUGCCAGUUGUCCAACCUCUCAUGAGCAAGAAGUUGGUCCUGAUGGUGUCUACUUCUCUAGUGUUGUCCAAGCUUUCAUCCACCUUAUGAAUCGUGUCAUAGCUUCUGAAAGCAGAGUUACUGUCAUUGUUACAGCUCAGUCAACUCAUUCUCUCCACCCUAGUUUGAUGAAUACUAAAGGAAGGCAUAUCUUUCAAAGUGUAUUUGAAAUUCAUCCUCCUGAUAUAGAGCAGAGAAUCCAAAUCCUAAAAUCUCUAAUAUGCAGCAAGCCUCACAUUUCUCGCAGUUCCAUCAACCUCUUGCCUUGGACAAAUAUAGCAGCAAAGACAGAAGGGUAUGUAGCUCAGGACUUGGACUCCCUGGUCGACAGAGCUACUCAUUCUGCUUGGGUACGACUAGUGUCUUCAUCAAAUCUAGAAGAAAUUCCUCUGAUUUUGGAGGACUUUGAGAUGGCCUUAGAAGGUUACGUUCCAUCCUCCCUCCGAGGCAUCCCUCUCCAGAUCCGAGAUCAAAAAACAUGGAAAGAUGUGGGAGGAUUAGGAGAAGUCAAGAAAGUUGUCCAGCAAAUUAUUAUGUGGCCUGUUAAGUACAAACAUAUUUUCAAGAAUUAUUCUCUAAAACCUCAGACAAAUAUUCUUUUGUAUGGAGCCCCUGGAACUGGAAAAACCAUGCUAGCAGGAGUUGUAGCAAAUGAAUGUGGUCUCAAUUUCAUCAGUAUUAAGGGUCCUGAGCUUCUAUCAAAAUAUAUUGGGGCCAGUGAACAAGCUGUUCGAGAUCUUUUUAAAAGAGCUUCUGCGGCACGACCCUGCAUACUCUUCUUUGAUGAAUUUGAUUCCAUUGCUCCAAGACGAGGACAUGAUAGCACUGGUGUAACAGAUCGUGUUGUGAACCAACUUUUAACUCAGCUGGAUGGUGUGGAAAGCUUAGAAGGUGUUCAUGUGCUGGCUGCGACCAGUCGCCCAGAAUUAAUAGAUCCUGCACUACUGAGGCCUGGUCGUCUGGACAAAUGUCUCCUUUGCCCUCUUCCAAAUGAAGAAGAGAGGGUGGAAAUUCUCCGCUGCUUAUCUUCUAAGUUGCCAUUGUGUGAAGAAAUUGAUUUUCAAGCCAUUGCUUCUUGUACUGAAUAUUUUAGUGGAGCUGAUUUACAAGCUUUGUUGUAUACUGCCCACAUUAAAGCCUUGCAUGACUCUCUCAAAACUUCUUCAAGAAGAUAUUCCACUUGUUCUGAUGAUUUAAGUUAUUCUGAUGAAAGUGAUAAGCUGCUGUACAUGGCAUCUCUGGAAAAUGGGCUCACCAAACCUUCUUAUGAAGAUGGCAAGAAAAUUAUACAAGAGGUGAAUGUCAUCAAAGAGAAAUUUGGUGUCAUGAGUGAGCAACGCUCCAGUCGAAGCAACACGCUGAGCGUGGCAAUCACUCAACGUCAUCUGGAGCAGGUGGCUGAAGAGAUGAAACCUUCUGUCUCUCCCCAAGAAAGACUGCGGUAUAAAGUGGUAUUUCAGAAAUUUCAAACAAAUUUAGGUGGAGGAGCAGGUUCAUCCAUCACUGAAAAUAUGAAGCGUGUUACCUUAGCAUAAUGUAUUUUGAAAACUUGAGAGUGCUGCCAAUGAUUUGCUGCCGACGUGCCUGUGAUUCUUUCAAAAAAGGAACUGUG